Gryllus bimaculatus (two-spotted cricket) is the source of this 1449-nucleotide messenger RNA. Lineage: Eukaryota; Metazoa; Arthropoda; Insecta; Orthoptera; Gryllidae. The record is from the annotation of a GenBank genome assembly.
AUGUACCAACAUGCCGUUUCUGCUGUAAAACCAGGCAAGUUAGUGUCUCGAAUCGUUAAGAAAUGCGAUGAUACAAACUACGUCAUAAAAGGACGAAAAUACGUGUUUAACAAAAAUGUGUAUGUCGUUGGUUUUGGCAAAGCUGUUUUGGAUAUGGCAUUAAAAGUAAAUGAAGUCUUCGGUGAACACAUUGUCGAAGGCAUUUUAAGUGUUCCAGAAGGUAUCAAAAAUCCUCCUGGAGUAGAAGAAAUUAAAAAACGAAACAUUCAAAUUAGAGAAGGUGCAGCAAAAAAUUUACCUGAUAAGAAAGCAGAGAGUACUGCCCGAGAAAUUGGCCGUUUGGCAGAUUCUCUAGGAGAUGGCAUGAUUUUGAUGGUUCUGAUAUCUGGAGGGGGCUCAGCUUUGCUCCCUGCACCAGUGCCAGGUAUUACAGUUGAAGAUACAGCACAGUUGGUUUCUAAACUUCAGUGUAAUGGAGCAACGAUUACUGAAGUUAACUCAGUACGUAAAAAACUCUGCACCUUGAAGGGUGGUAAACUUGCCAUCAGGGCAAAUCCGGCUCGUGUUAUUACUUUCAUUCUCUCCGAUGUCAUUGGAGACCCAUUGGAUUUUAUUGCUAGUGGUCCUACAGUAAAGAAUGAAGAUCCCUCAGUAUUACCUCUUGAAAUUAUUGAAAAAUAUCACCUUCAAACUGAAAUUAAGAGUAAUAUAGUGCAGGAAUUGAAGAAACAACAGAAGACCAUUGAUUUUCCUCAAAACAAUGUUUACAAUGUAUUAAUUGGAAACAAUUUAACAGCUCUUCUGGCUGCGAAAGAGGCUGCAAUGAAUAAAGGAUACUUUCCUAUUUUAUUAUCAGAUAAAAUUUCUUGUCCUGUUGCAGAAUUAAGUGAAUGGUACAGUACACUUUGUGUAACCUUUUGGAAGGCACAGGAAACACGUAAUUCUGCUGAUCUAGAAGAGGUACUGCAUUUAGCAGUUGAAAAAUAUGGAUUUACUGAUGAAGUUGUUGAACUGUUUUUAAGUUUUGUUCCCAAAUUCCGUGAGGGUGCUUUUAAAGGGCUUUGUAUCAUUGGUGGUGGUGAACCGACAGUUGUAGUUCAUAAGAGAUGUGGGAGUAAGGGUGGAAGAAGUCAAGAACUAGCCCUUCGAUUUUCUGUGAAAAUUCACGAGUUGGCAAAUCAAGAAGAAUGUGAUAAUAUGGCAUGUGUUUUGAUGGCAGCUGGUACUGAUGGUAUUGAUGGUCCGACAGAUGCAGCUGGAGGGUUCGGAUAUUUAGAGCAAAUAGAUAUUGCAAAUACCAUAGGUUUAGAUGCAAAGACCUACAUAGAAAGGAGUAAUUCAUACGCAUUUUUUUCUGCAUUACCAAGAGAUAUGAUUAAAAUUGGGCAUACUGGUACAAAUGUCAUGGAUUUGCAUAUAAUAAUGAUUAAAAAAUUAAGACGUAAAUAA